Brettanomyces bruxellensis is the source of this 1401-nucleotide messenger RNA. RefSeq lists its product as uncharacterized. Gene Ontology annotation, cellular component: mitochondrial small ribosomal subunit. Gene Ontology annotation, molecular function: structural constituent of ribosome. NCBI's taxonomy places the organism in Eukaryota, Fungi, Ascomycota, Pichiomycetes, Pichiales, Pichiaceae. The transcript has a single exon. Bases 1 to 1401 code for a protein of 466 amino acids. The record is from RefSeq and is a predicted model, not a curated record.
AUGUUGAGAAGAGGUGCUAUAAACAUUUUAAAUGCCAGAAGAAUUGCCAUUCAGCUAAGGAGCUUUGGCACUUCUCGUUCUUGCUUGGCUAUAGCUACAUCAAGGAAAUCUUUCAAUAAAACCUCACAAUACGAUAAAUCAAGACAGAGGAAGGGGUCUGGCAGUGACAAAAACUUUGCAGGAUUGAUAAGAUCGUCAAAUUUCAAGGCAACAGCUAAGGAUGAUGCUGUUAUGGAAUUGCUGCCCACAUUCAACAUUGUGAACCUUCGUUUAGGUGACGUUGUCAAGUACAACUCUGAAGUAUUGCGCAAGAUGUACAUAUCUGGAAGUUUUAAGCCAUGGCAAUAUGAUGAAAUAUAUAGUCAACCAGUCACUCUCAUCAGGAAAAAGGAAACCUCUGAGUUGCUUAACUUUCAUGCCAAAUGCUUUAAAGGAACACACUCAAAAACGAACAGGUUACUGAUUACAGGACCAAGCGGUAUUGGAAAAUCAACAAUGCUUGCCCAGUUCCAUGCAAUGGUAUUUGAUGACAAGAAAGGUGCAGUGCUCGUUUCUAUACCAAAUGCAGAGGUUAUAGUGGACGGUAGUUCCGACUUCAAAUACAAUGCAAAGACUGGUCUUUAUGACCAACAGAUGCUUUCCAAGAACCUUUUGCACAAAUUUGUGAAUGCCAACAGUGACGUGAUUGGUGAAAUUAAGUUGGCGGAGGACUUUGUGCCUAUAUACGGUAACAAAAAGCAACAGGAAGAGCUUAAAUUGACCAAAGGGAAGAAUACCUUGCUUGAUUUGGCAAACUUGGCAUUCAAGAAGCAAACUAAUGCCACGUAUAUAUUCUUAUGCGUUCUGGCUGAACUUUCUAAGCAAGAAGAGCAUCCUGUUUUUCUUUCCAUCGACAAUUUUUCUGCGUUUGUCCAACAUUCUCUUACCAAGUACAGAAACACAGAAAACAAGCCUAUUUAUUUCCAGAAAUUGCAGCUUGCCAAGACGAUAGUUGAUUAUAUUUCAGGAGAAGCCUCUUUUGCUAAUGGUGGUGUUAUUGCAGCCACUCAUGGCUCUGACAAGCAUUCUAUAAACGAAACAUUAAAAGUUGGCUUAGGUUUGAAGCAGCCAGACUUAUACAAGAAAUUGAAAGAUUUCGAUCGCAGCUUGGCGGAGAAGAUGCUAGAAAAUGAAGGUGUCAAGGAGUUGAGAGUCGGAAAGUUUGAUAUUGAUGAAUGCCAAUCGUUACUCUCGCAUAUGAUGAAAUGUGAUGUUAUUCACAACGAAUACCAAAAGGAGGAAGAAAUUGAGAGACUUGGCGAGGAACAAUACUUACAGAAGCUGGCUGAGAGGAAAUACAUUGUUUCCGGAAACGGAAACCCGUUAUUGCUGAUAAAAUCGUGCAUUCUCUAUUACACUUAG